Messenger RNA from Jatropha curcas, 1954 nucleotides. NCBI's taxonomy places the organism in Eukaryota, Viridiplantae, Streptophyta, Magnoliopsida, Malpighiales, Euphorbiaceae. The record is from RefSeq and is a predicted model, not a curated record.
CUUCUUAUGCAUCAUAUGCCCAAUUAUCCAUUAGUUUAUGCUGCCUUUACUUUUUCCACAUUUCCAAAAAUAAAUAUUUUCUGCAAGGCAAACGGAGCCUCAGUGUUUUCUCCCCUUAUUUUCAGGUACGAGACGACUUACUUCUACGGGGAGACCACUCAAGAACCCAACGGUGAGUACUGUGAAAAUCAAAAUACAUCUCUGGCUCUGGGUGCCGCUUUCCGAACAACUGCAGAUAGCUUGUUAAGAGAUCUUCAGAUCGCAACACCAAGGAUUAAUGGUUUCUUCACUGCCAGUAAGAGAGACAUAGUAGGUGUUAGUAAUGCAUCAGUUUAUGGCAUUGCACAAUGUGUUCAAACAAUUGAUAUGAGUGGCUGCUUAGCUUGUAUGCAAGUGGCUUAUACCAACAUACAAAGAUGUCUUCCUGCGACAGACGGUAGAGCAGUUGAUUCUGGGUGUUUCAUGAGGUAUUCAAAUAAACCUUUUUUCGCCGAUAACCAGACUAUCAAUCUUGAUCCGUUCCUGAAAACAGGUGAGACUUAUCUACUUCUCUUUUUUUUCAACUUUUUAUUUGCUUAUCAAUUUUGUUGGGUUCUUACAGGAAGUUCAAGCAAAAAGACAGCUCUUAUUGCAGGAGUGGCUGGAGGUGUAGGUCUUAUUUUGCUUAUAAUUGGGUUGUUUGUAUGGUUUAAGCUUUCAAGGAGGAAGGCAGCUUCUAGAGCCAACAUAUUAGGUGCAACUGAAUUAAGAGGCCCUAUAAAUUACAACUACAAAGACUUGAAAUCAGCAACAGGAAAUUUCAAAGAAGAAAACAAACUAGGAGGAGGUGGUUUCGGUGAUGUAUACAAGGGUACUUUAAAGAAUGGGAAAAUAGUUGCAGUAAAGAAACUAGCUCUAAGCCAAUCUAGAAGGGCACAGGCAGAUUUUGCAAGUGAAGUUACACUUAUAAGUAAUGUUCAUCACCGGAAUCUUGUCCGCCUACUUGGUUGUUGUAGCAAAGGACCAGAAUUACUUCUUGUUUAUGAAUACAUGGAAAAUACCAGCCUCGACAGAUUCUUAUUUGGUAAAAGAAAAGGAUCUCUGGUUUGGAAACAAAGAUUUGAUAUAAUCCUUGGGACAGCUCAGGGUCUUGCUUAUCUGCAUGAACAGUUUCAUGUAUGCAUUAUACACCGUGACAUAAAACCCAACAAUAUUCUUCUGGAUGAUGAUUUCCAGCCAAAAAUAGCAGAUUUUGGGUUGGCAAGACUUCUGCCUGAAGAUAAAAGUCAUCUAAGCACCAGAUUCGCUGGCACAUUGGGAUAUACAGCACCUGAGUAUGCAAUCCAUGGAUAAUUAUCAGAAAAGGUGGAUACCUACAGCUAUGGGGUAGUUGUCCUAGAAAUCAUUAGUGGCAAAAAGAGUAGUGAGAUGAAAGCCGACCCUGGCUCUGAUUACCUUCUCAAACGAGCAUGGAAACUAUAUGAGAAUGGAACACACCUGGAAUUAGUCGAUGAAAGCUUAGGCCCAGAUGAAUAUGAAGCAGAAGAAGUGAAGAAAAUCAUAGAGAUUGCCUUGAUGUGCACUCAAGCUUCACAUGCUUUGAGACCAACAAUGUCAGAAGUGGUUGUUCUGCUCAAAAGUACUGGUUCAAUGGAGCACAGGCCACCAACUAGGCCUCCCUUUAUUGAAUCUGAAGAAAAGGUGGUCAUCCAUGGGGACAGGUCCACAUCCAAUGCCACUGCUUCUAUAACUCAGGUGUCGGGUCGCUAAACGUUUAGUAUCCACACAUUCUUUACUACAUUUCCUAUGAUACCAAAAGGAUGUUAAUUGGGAUACCACCGACAUAUACAAUGUUAUUCAACCACCAAUAUGCAGUAAUUACUAAAGUGCACAACUUCAAGCAAAAUAAUUUGACCAUUGAAAUGUUAUUAAUUAAAAAAAAAAUGUGCAGCAGUCAACCACAAAACCACGACAU